Molecule: messenger RNA, 2523 nt
Organism: Ilyonectria robusta
Lineage: Eukaryota; Fungi; Ascomycota; Sordariomycetes; Hypocreales; Nectriaceae
Product: Up-regulated during septation-domain-containing protein
Exons: 3
Coding region: 122-2065 (647 amino acids)
Source: RefSeq, a predicted model, not a curated record
AAGCCAAACCCCCAAGCCACAUUUUUCUCUUGCAUCUCAAUUCCGACCCAUUGCUUACCAGUCCCACCACGCUCAGAAAACAUCCCCCCUUCCUCCCUCGGAUAAACCAUUCACCUGGAGAAUGCAACAACCGGAGCCUCCCAGGAAGUACCAACUCUUCCCCAAGGAGAGGAAGCUUCCUGUGCUCAAUUCCAACAACAAAGCCCCCGAUGUUGAGAAGCCAUUGCCCGUCCCGGGCGGCCAAGCCAACGACAAGGCCGAGAAGCAGUCGACGGGAAGCGGUUUGAAGAAGAGGCUUAACCAGCACAGCAUCGUCCGGCGACGAAAAGUCAGCGUCCCUGAACUGGGGCCCAUGACUACGGUCCAGGAAGUCUCUAUGGACUCUCCCACAAUCCCUGGACGACCACCUCUUCAUGAGCGGUCAAUCAGUGCCCCAGGUCACACCUCGAGAAAGCAUAACCUUGCGGAAAACUUUCUCAACAUUGAGAGCGACGAUGACGCACCUGAAAUCCUCUCUCCUGUGGCAGAGUCACUUCAUUCAAAGGGUUCCGGCCCCCUCUCACCGAGGCAGCUUACACCUCUUGUGAUCCCCAAGUCGGAUUUCAUCGCCUCCAGACUCCGGAGACAGCAAUCACUCAACCACUUUCCCUCCCGAGUCGAUACUCAUAGACAAGGUCGCAUGGAGGAGUCGCCAAGAAGCCGCACCCCUUUGACAACGCCAAGCUCGUCGCUGCCCGAUCUCACAUCGCCAAAGUCGGCUUCAACUACUGCGCCGUCAACCGCCACGAUUGCCACACCGGUCUCCGCACCCAUUUUUGAAUCUCGAACAUCCUCUCCAAAGCCCUGGGAUGGCCGCAGCACGCCUCCCACUCAAACCGAAUUGCCUAGACCAGAGCAAGGCCACAGGAGGGGUGGGUCGGAAUCGUCUGGAAUCAUGGAUCGGGGACGGCCAAGGAAGAGGUCUGAUAUUCGCCCGAACAAUGGCCCGAUUAUUCAGAGGACGGAGCCAAAGAGAAGCCAGAGCUCGGAACAAAGCUCGCGGACUGCAUUCGAGAAGCUUCCCCAAGGAGUCGUCCUGUCGGAGGCUGUCGACAAACUGGAGCCUAACGAGCUCGUCAUGCUCCAGAAGCAAGCAGUUGCUCAGGCUGAGGGAUUCGAGAUCCUCAAGCCGGCAGAUUUCGAGCUGCUCUCCAGGGAACUUCGCCACCUCGAUGAGAGGACAGAGUACCUCCGCCGGACUUACAACUCACUCCGUAUUGGGCGGCGCAAUCUUCACUCGCGCAUCUGCCAGUAUCUGCGCUCACCCCGCGUCGUCAAGUUCAGCCACGAGUCCAUGCUUCGUCAGGAAGAGGCCCUGGCCGAGCUAGACGCCUCCAUUGACGACUGGGUCAACAAGCUCGAGAAGGCUGAGAGCCGCAGGAUGCUUAUUCGCCAAAAGUUGCUCGAGCACGUUGCCGCAGCUGCCUCCCUUUGCAUUGGCGGGAUGCCCACUUCUCCCCAGUCCUCCCAGCAGACGAUCAGCAUGACACCCCCGAAUGGCCUUGGGAACAUCUCCACACCCCCUAGGAGCCCUUCUAAGCAGUCUUUUACCCCAACUCGCGCGCAAAGCAAGUCUCCAUCGCCUCAGCGAUCUGGCAAAGUGCCCAGCACCAUCAUUGAGCAGCCUCUUGUUGAGGAGGCAGCGGCUGUGAUUGCUGAGGAGCGAGCUUCCUGUGCCUCGAGUUUGAAGCGUGAGGAUGUUGAAAGCAUUCGCAUCUACGCUGGUGACGAUGUCUAUGCCCUGCUGGCAGAUGUCGAAAACGAAAUCACCAAGAUGAGCAACAAUGUAAACGACCCUCCAAACCCGAACCCCAACACUUUGCUUCCCGAGAAGACCCAUAUUGCCCUCCACCGCCAGAGGAGCCACGAGAUGUUGAAUGGUUUCUCAGAGGCCGAUGUAACGGCUUCCAGAGCGGAGUCUACCCCUGUCAAAUCUCCUUCUCCCCUAACGCCGGCGGCGCACAAGAAGAACGUGCCCAGUGGAGACUCCCUCUCCAUCCUGGCCAACACCGUUUACAAGCCGUGAACUUAGUUUCGCGCAACUGGUACGAUUAUCGUCUAUCUUUUGGAUAUUGUCUGCUGUCAUUUUGCACGACUUUACGGCCAACCUACAACAACAAUCAUUUGAUACCCGACCGACAUUCCUUUUAAAGCGAGCAUUCUACUCCGCAACAUUUGCAGCAUUAUCAUUCCCUUACUAUCUCUACAGAGUCAUAAUCAUACAACGACUAUCACGGCUGUUACAGCAUUUCAAUAUUUUCAUAGCUCUCCAACCUUCCUUUCUUCCCCGGGCUUUUUAUGAUGGCUCUUUACAAGACCUUGCCAAGCAGGUUUGACGCUGGACAGUCUAUUGGUUUUUUUUUAAUGUUACUCCAGGGCAUGGAAGUGUAUCUUUUUUAUGUAUAAUUUUACUCAGCUAGCAUUAUAAUGCUCAUAUUUUCAAUUUCUGUUCACAUUUUCUUAUACUUUGGACACAGUGCCGCC